Brassica napus (rape) is the source of this 2523-nucleotide messenger RNA. RefSeq lists its product as uncharacterized. The transcript has 3 exons. NCBI's taxonomy places the organism in Eukaryota, Viridiplantae, Streptophyta, Magnoliopsida, Brassicales, Brassicaceae. Bases 1 to 2523 code for a protein of 840 amino acids. The record is from RefSeq and is a predicted model, not a curated record.
AUGCUUAAUGAUUGUGGUAUGCUAGAAUUUCCUUUCACAUGUGAUAUGCUUUCUUGGGUGGGGAAGAGGGCAGGAGGAUCAACAGUCCGAUAUCUUUUAGACAGAGCUGUAGGAAAUGUAGACUGGCAUGAGAAGUUUCCCCACUCGGCUGUAAAGUACAUGAGGCUAUGGGGAUCGGAUCAUCGUCCGAUUCUUGCAGAUAUACUCAUAAAGCCAACGAGAAGAUCCAAAAAUUUUAAGUUUGACAAAAGAUGGUUGGAUAAUGAAGAGCUAAGGCAAGUUAUCCUUGAGGGAUGGAAAUCUCCUGAUCUUCCUCCCAAUGCGUCUAUCAUAGAACAUAUCUCCAGCUGCAGGAGAGCCUUGUGUGAAUGGCGAAGGCAAAAUAAUGUCAAUUCGGCAAAAUUAGUGGAGGAGCUUAAAGAAAAGGUAGAAGGAUUGUAUGCAGAUGAUAAUGCCACAACUGAGGAAAUUGCAGCAGCCCUAAAAGAACUCUCAUAUGCCCUUAAAGCAGAAGAGAUGUUCUGGAAGCAGAAGAGUCGGGUGUUUUGGUUGAGAGAAGGAGAUAGAAAUACAAAAUUUUUCCAUGCCUUGACGAAGCAAAGAAGAGCAAGGAAUAAGAUCACACAGCUCCUAGAUGAGAAUGGAAAUAUUGUUGAGGAUGAAGAAGGACUAGUAGCCAUUGCUACUAGUUAUUUUAGGCAAAUUUUUGAAUCGUCGAAUCCAGAGGAAAUUGAGGAGGCGUUAGCUCAAGUUCCAACAACGAUCACUGGUAAUAUGAAUACCAACCUUACAGCCCCGGUCUCUGAAUGGGAAGUCAAAUUAGCGCUUUUUGCCAUGCAUCCAGAGAAGGCCCCAGGACCAGAUGGGAUGACUGCGUUUUUUUACCAGAAAUUCUGGGAUAUAGUAAAAGAGGAUUUAACUCUUAUGGUUAAUAAAUUCCUUUUUGAGGGGGUAAUGGCGAGUGGACUGAAUGAUACAAAUAUAUGUCUUAUCCCGAAGGUAACAAAGCCAAAUGCAAUGGCUCAGUUUAGGCCCAUUAGUCUGUGCAAUGUCAGCUACAAGAUAAUCUCUAAGGUCUUAUGCCAGAGGUUAAAAAAGGUACUACCAGGCUUGAUAUCGGAAACCCAGUCAGCCUUUGUUGUUGGGAGACAGAUUUUAGAUAAUGUUAUGAUCGCUCAGGAAAUGUUCCAUGCAUUGCGAACAAAGCCAAGUGGGCGGAAUAAAAGGAUGGCCAUCAAGAAAGACAUGAGCAAAGCAUAUGAUAGGAUGGAGUGGUCCUUUAUUGAAGCUGUCCUGCGUAAGAUGGGAUUCUCAGGGACUUGGAUCAGCUGGGUCAUGCGAUGCAUUACAUCGGUGAAAUAUAAAGUUCUCAUGAAUGGAGAGCCAAGAGGGAAUAUUACUCCAGAAGUAAUGAAAGUAGUCAGAAGAUAUGGCAAAGCAUCUGGUCAAUGUAUCAACUUUGAUAAAUCGUCCUUACACUUCGGUAAGCGGAUUAAUGCAACCACUAGACAAGAGAUCAAAGAUGCACUUGGGAUACAAAAUGAAGGUGGAAUGGGAACAUACUUGGGCAUCCCCGAAGACAUAAGCGGAUCUAAAUGCAAACUUUUUGCAUUCCUGAAAGAUAAGCUGAUGCAUAGAGUGAAUGGAUGGACAGGUAGAUGGCUCUCAAAAGGUGGAAAGGAAGUGUUGAUUAAAUCCAUCCUGCUUGCUCUCCCGACAUACGUCAUGUCGACUUUCCUGCUCCCAUUGGAGAUAUGCGAAAAUUUAGCCAAUGCCAUCGCCCAAUUCUGGUGGAGCUCAAACCCACCAAAGAGAGGUAUACACUGGGCAAAAUGGGAAAAAGUGUGUCUACCAAGAGAGGAGGGUGGAAUUGGCUUCCGAAUGAUUCAUGAGUUCAAUCUGGCGUUUCUGGCUAAACAACUAUGGAGACUAGUACAGUUCCCUGAUUCUCUUGUCGCUCGAGUUUUACGGGGAAGAUAUUAUAGAUUGAGUUCUCCCUUGAGAGCAAACGAUGUGACCAGCCCAUCCUAUGUGUGGACUAGCAUUUAUGCUGCAAGAAAAUUGCUAUUACUGGGCAUUAGACAGAAGGUUUAUUCAGGCUAUGAAGUUAAGGUAUGGGAGGAUCCAUGGAUCCCAUCGACCCCCGCGAGGCCAGCUGUCCCCAUAGCGCCUGUGAUGCAUCCUAAUAUGAGAGUAAGCGAUCUUAUUGAUCAGGGAGUAAAGGAAUGGGAUGUGGGACAAUUGGAGAAUUAUGUUCAUCCUGAGGAUAUACCAUUCAUAAGGAGCUUGGCAAUAAGUUCAGCUCAUCGUCGUGAUACCUUCUGCUGGGACUUUACAAGAAAUGGCCAAUACACAGUCAAAUCUGGAUAUUGGGUGGCUCAGAAUUUAUUAAAGGUAGCGGAGGAAAGGGAUGUUUUAGAGCCAAUGGAUGCGGAUGGGCAUGGAUGGAUAGUUCAGGGAACACUCAACUUAUGGGAACAAGGAACCUUCCCCGACGCGAAUCAGCCUUACACUCGGAAGUAG